AGAUCUGACACACAGCGGCAGAUAACUCCAGAUAUUCAGCUCUCCAGCUCCUGUUCUUCUGCUAUGCGAGCGGUGUGUGUGUGUGUGUUGUUGGUGUGUGUGCUGGUGUGUGUGUUGGAUGCGUCUCCUGUGCCAGCUCCUGAACCCAUCCGCUGUGCCCCGUGCUCUGCGGAUCAGCUGUCGGCGUGUCCUGCCGUGUCCCCCGGCUGUGCUGAGGUGGUCCGGGAUCCGGGCUGCGGCUGCUGUUCCUCCUGCGCCCUGCGGAGCGGCGACUCCUGCGGCGUCCACACGGCAAACUGCGGCGCCGGCCUGCGCUGCGUCCCGAGAGCUGGAGACCCGCGCCCGCUGCACUCGCUGACCCGCGGGCACGCCGUCUGUGUGGAGCACCACCCUACUGAAGAGGACACAGAGCUGACGUCUGAACCGGGCUCACUGCAUCACCUGCUGAGCCUGAACAGAGCCCUGGACCCGCGGGACACGGCGGAGGCACAGGAGAGCAUCAAGUCACAACUCAACGCCAUCCGGCAGAAGCUCAUCCAGCAGGGUCCGUGUCACACUGAGCUUCUCGCGUCUCUGGACGUCAUCACAGAGUCUCAGCAGGCGUUGGGAGAGAAGUUCACCAGUUUCUACCUGCCCAACUGUGAUAAACACGGCUUCUACAAGGCCAAACAGUGUGUGUCGUCUCUGGUGGCUCAGGCUCCGCGCUGCUGGUGUGUGUCCUCCUGGAAUGGCAAGAGACUCGCCGGCACUGCUGAUGUGGAGGCAGAUACACCGUGCCCACAGGAGCUCACACACUGAACACACACACAUGCAACAUGCUUAUAUAUCCCUCACACACACACACACACACACACACACACACACACACACACACACACACACACACACACACACACACACACAUAUUUAUUGUCGUCUACAUGGCUCUUAUUAUAUUUAUGACCUGGUCUUGUUGUCAGAAUGGGAGUGACUGGUGUGCUGACUCCACCUGGGGUCUUCAGAUUCUCCUGGACGCUCCACAGUGUUUGUGUUGAACUAUAGUCUCACUAUAGCCAGUUUUGCACAGAUAACUGUGCUGUGUUUAUCUGUGAAUGUUUCCUCUGUGUGUAUAUAUGAUGUGAAGUGCUUUAUUUAAUUCCUCUGUGUAUUUAAAACAAACGUCUACCUCACGCUAGACCUCAACACAGUGAUCCUCCUGAAGAGUGCUGCUCUAUUUAUUCUCUAACCAGUGUUCUGUUGGGUUAAUGUGUGUAUAUAUGUGGAUUAUACGGUGAUUUAAAUAAACUGUUGAAGACUGCA
Danio rerio (zebrafish) is the source of this 1299-nucleotide messenger RNA. RefSeq names its product insulin-like growth factor binding protein 1b (gene igfbp1b). The record is from RefSeq and is marked validated. Gene Ontology annotation, cellular component: extracellular region. NCBI's taxonomy places the organism in Eukaryota, Metazoa, Chordata, Actinopteri, Cypriniformes, Danionidae. Gene Ontology annotation, molecular function: insulin-like growth factor binding.